Messenger RNA from Cantharellus anzutake, 516 nucleotides. RefSeq lists its product as uncharacterized. The record is from RefSeq and is a predicted model, not a curated record. NCBI's taxonomy places the organism in Eukaryota, Fungi, Basidiomycota, Agaricomycetes, Cantharellales, Hydnaceae. The coding region runs from base 1 to 516 and encodes 171 amino acids. The transcript has a single exon.
AUGUGCAAUCUUCAUAGCUACUUGCCAGCAAGACAACACACCGCUUUUGGUCAAGUCAUUGAUAGCUAUUGUCAAGAUGCCCACAAGUCUCUGGCAAAGAUCAACUAUGCACCCACCCUUCACCAUUGUGGGCCAGUUGGUGCUGGCAUCAUCAUGGUCAUAAUGGAUCUUCUUGAGGGGCAUAAUGCACUUUCAAUGUACACUGAGCGUCCACUUCCACCCCCCCCCCUCAUCGAGGAUGUGAGAAAUGCUAUCCAAGCAUUGCAUCAAAAGGACAUUGUAUUUGGUGACUCGAAGGGACCGAACAUUAUGAUUUGUCAAGACAAAACAGACCAAGCCAAAGUUUGUGCAAUGCUAGUGGACUUUGAUUGGGCAGGCAAGCAUGGUGAAGCUUGCUAUCCCACUACUUUAAAUGAUUGUUGGGACAUCGUGUGGGCCCCAGGCAUAGUCCGUGGUGGGAUUAUGCGAAUGGAGCAUGAUAACUUUAUGUUGGAACAACUCAGCCUGUCGGUGUAA